Molecule: messenger RNA, 804 nt
Organism: Saccharomyces kudriavzevii IFO 1802
Lineage: Eukaryota; Fungi; Ascomycota; Saccharomycetes; Saccharomycetales; Saccharomycetaceae
Gene: ISC10
Product: Isc10p
Exons: 1
Coding region: 1-804 (267 amino acids)
Source: RefSeq, a predicted model, not a curated record
AUGAAUAUCAAUGGAAGAUUGCAGCAAGAUGAAAAUCAAGCACAUCUUUUCUUACAUAAGAAACCAAGCAGUUUCUUGAUAAAGGAAAAGACAGCGACAAAAUCCAAGGAUCCUGACAAUAUAAGGCUUCGUGAUUUAAACUUUAAUCAUAGAAAAGAUCUGGAUGAAGGGAAAAAAGCAAAACAGAUCCCGGUUCAGGUAAGCUUUGAGAAGUCUGACAGAUCUGAAAUUCGUACUGGCUUAGAAUCAGAUGAAUUGAGUGAUAUUAACCUUGAUUAUAUACCGGAUUCCCCACUUAUACAGAAAAUAUCAGGGCCUGAGAAUUCUACUGUUGUCACACCAAAAAAUAUAAUAUAUUUACAAUCCGAUUCCGAUCUUAUUCUCGACGAAUGCGACCGUAAUUUCGACUGUGGCCCCUUUUAUCAUCUGUAUAACUACGAAAAUAGAAUUGAGCCCGAUGAUUACGAAGCUAUUGUAGAAGCUAUUAUAACGGACGAGAUUGCUUGCACAUAUCCGGUUUUCGAACGAGAAUUAGAGUAUCAAGAACUCAAGAAUCUUGUCAGAAAGAGGGAUUAUGUUUUAUAUUAUUUGUUAUCAAGGGAUUCUUUGGGAUUUUUUCAAUUAAAAGAGGAACGCACUUUAUUUUAUACGUACCCUUCAAUUGCGUACACUAGUCCCUUGAGGUAUUUGGAUAAUGGGUCUGAAAACGAACUGUUUACCGAGGAGGAUGAUGAGCUGCUUCAGUCAUUUGAUUUUGAAAAUAUGUCAUCCGUGAGGACUUUAGAAAAUAAUAUAUCACGGUAG